AUGACGGUAGUUGCUAAAAAGUCCACAGUCGUCCUCCUCCCCGGAGACGGUGUCGGUCCCGAGGUCAUUGCCGAGGCCCAGCGUGUCCUCGAGCUCGUCGCCAAGAUCCGCGCACACAAGGUCUCUAUUGACUUCAAGACCGAGUUGAUCGGAGGUGCCUCUAUCGAUGCCCACGGCACCGCGCUCACAGAUGAGGCGCUUGCGUCUUGCAAGGCCGCCGACGCCAUCCUCCUCGGAGCAGUAGGAGGCCCCAAGUGGGCCACAGGAAACCCCAGACCUGAGCAAGGACUCCUCGCCCUCAGAAAGUCCCUCGACCUCUACGCCAACCUCCGCCCCUGCACCUUUGCCUCCGAUUCCCUUAUCUCCCACUCCCCCCUCAAGGAAUCUAUCGUCAAGGGUGUUGACUUCAUGAUGAUCCGUGAGCUCGUCGGUGGUAUUUAUUUCGGUGACCGCAAGGAGGCUACGGAGGAGGAUGGCUAUGCCUAUGACACCCUUCCUUACUCCAAGGCUGAGGUCGAGCGUAUUACUCAUCUUGCUGCUGCCCUUGCUCUCCAGCAUGAGCCCCACUGGCCUAUUCAUUCGAUCGAUAAGGCUAACGUCUUGGCCUCGUCCCGUCUCUGGCGCAAGACUGUCACGGAGGUUAUCGAGAAGGAGUACCCCCAGCUCAAGGUCGACCACCACCUCGUUGAUUCCGCCGCUAUGUUCCUCGUCAAGAACCCUCGUGGACUCAACGGUGUCAUCUUGACCGAGAACAUGUUUGGCGAUAUCCUCUCGGAUGAGGCUUCUGUCAUCCCAGGUUCCCUUGGUCUCCUCCCCUCGGCAUCUUUGAGCGGUCUCCCCGAGAAGGGCAAGCCCUGCUUGGGAGUCUAUGAGCCCAUCCACGGAUCUGCCCCCGAUAUUGCAGGCAAGGGUAUUGCCAACCCCGUCGGUACCAUCCUCUCAGCCGCCAUGUUGCUCCGCUACUCGCUCGAUUUGGAGGCUGAGGCCGUUGCUGUCGAGGAUGCUGUCCGCAAGGUCUUGGAUGGCCCCGAUACUGCUGGUUACGAAUUCCGCACCCGCGACUUGGGUGGUGAGAAAACCACCAAGGAGAUGGGUGACAAGAUUCUUGAGGUCCUCGAGAAGGAGCUUCUUGGUCUCAACGCUGCCGAGGGUGCCCCUAUCUUCCGUCCCUUGGCUAUUGGCCGCCCUGCCGGCCGCCGUGGCAUGACCAUCUCUGAGAAGAUUAUCGCCCACAACGCCAUUGGUCUCACUGGCCCCGGUAACGUCAAGCCCGGUGACAUGGUCUGUGUCUCUGUCGAUUGGACCUUGGCCUCCGAGUUGACCUGGAAGGGUAUGGACAAGACCUACGACCAGAUGGGUCGCCCCUCCGUCUACCGUAAUGACCGCUUCUGGCUCGCCGUCGACCACACCGUCGAUCCCAGCAUCAACCACCUCCCCAAGCCCACCGAGCUCAUUAAGGCCUCGACCGAUUUCGCAAAGGAGGCAAAGUUGAUCGACUUCUACGGCGCCAACUACUCGAUUCUCCACACUGAGUUCUAUCGUGAGCGUGCCCAGCCCGGUCAGAUGAUCAUCGGUGCCGACUCGCACUCUUGCUCUGCUGGUGCCGUCGGUGCCUUUGCUGUCGGUCUUGGUGCUGCUGAUGUCGUCAUGCCCUUGGUCACCGGUGAGACCUGGUUCAAGGUUCCCGAGACUGUCGAGAUCCGCUUCGUUAACCAGCCUCCCUUCGGUAUCGGUGGAAAGGACGCUAUCCUCUACGUCCUCCAGCAGCUCAAGCGUAACACUGUCGCCUUUGAGCGUUCCGUCGAGUACACCGGUCCCGGUUUGAAGCACUUGUCGUGCGAUGCCCGUUUCGCCCUCGCCAACAUGGCCACCGAGUUUGGAGGUAUUGCCGGAGUCUGUGAGGCCGAUGAGACCACCGCCGCCUACAUUGCCAAGCGUAAGAACCCCCAGCACAAGAACUCUGCCCUUUACUUCAAGGCCGACGAGGAUGCCGAGUACGCCGAGACCCACGUCAUCGAUCUCUCCAAGGUCGAGUCCCUCGUUGCCCUCUACCCCGAUCCCGAUAACUGUGUCGAUGUUGAUGCCUGCUCUGGAACUAAACUCGACGGAUGCUUCAUUGGAGCCUGUACCACCGCCGAGGAGGAUCUCAUCUUGGCUGCCCUUGUCCUUGAGGCUGGUAUGAAGAAGGGUCUUGUCCCCGCUCUCGGAGGCAAGCGUAAGGUUACCCCUGGCUCGGUCCCCAUCGUCGCCAAGCUCCGUCGUCUCGGACUCCUCAAGAUCUACGAGCAAGCCGGUUUCAUCGUCGGUGCCCCCGGAUGCUCUUACUGUAUCGCCGUCGCUGCCGACCAAGCCGGCGAAGGUGAAGUCUGGCUCUCGUCCCAGAACCGUAACUUCCGUAACCGUAUGGGUAAGGGCGCCAUCGGAAACCUCGCCUCUGCCGCCACCGUCGCCGCCUCAUCCUUCGACAUGAAGAUCCGCAACCCCCGCGACCUCCUCGACUCGAUCGACCGUGUCCGCUACGAAGAGAUGCUCGAGCAGUGGAUCGAGAAGGGCAAGCCCGUCGUCUACUCCGAGCCCGUCCCCAUCCUUUUCGAUGAGACCGCCGCCGCCGGUGCCUCCCUCCCCGCCCCUCCACCCUCCUUCUCGGCCACCAUCAAGGGCCGCGUCCAGCGCUUCGAUGACAACAUCGAUACCGACGCCAUCAUCCCCGCCCAGUUCAUGCCCGGAACUUCCGACGUCGACCUCGGCACCCACGCCUUCCAAUUCGUCAAGCCCGAAUUCCGCGACCUCGCCAAGCAAGGCUUCAACAUUGUCGUCGGAGGCAGCGGUUUCGGUUCCGGUUCCUCUCGCGAGGAAGCCCCUCGUGCUCUCCUCGGUGCCGGUAUUAAGGCCGUGAUCGCCAAAUCCUACGCUUUCAUCUACGCCCGUAACCAGCCCAACAUGUCCCUCCUCGGAAUCACCAUCGACAACGAGGCCUUCUACAAGGAUGCUCAGGAGGGUGCCGAGAUUGCGAUUGAUGUCAAGGAUCGCAAGGUCCACUGUAACGGAAAGGAGUAUCCCUUUGGAUUGUCUUUGAUGGAGGAGCGUCUGUUGGCUGGUGGUGGUGUGACAGAGAUGUACAAGACCUAUGGCAAGCAGCUCUUCCGUGUUGCCACUGCUCCCGAGACGGCAUCUAGCUGUGGUAGUGAAUCUGCUGCUGCUGCUGCUCCUUCCAAGAGCAGCUGUGGCGACGAGAGCGAGCUCGCCUGGUAA
This is a messenger RNA of Linnemannia hyalina, 3252 nucleotides long. NCBI's taxonomy places the organism in Eukaryota, Fungi, Mortierellomycota, Mortierellomycetes, Mortierellales, Mortierellaceae. The record is from the annotation of a GenBank genome assembly.